Bombyx mandarina (wild silkworm) is the source of this 3589-nucleotide messenger RNA. It is a transcript of the gene PGAP1, whose product is annotated as GPI inositol-deacylase. Gene Ontology annotation, cellular component: endoplasmic reticulum. Gene Ontology annotation, molecular function: phosphatidylinositol deacylase activity. The record is from RefSeq and is a predicted model, not a curated record. Lineage: Eukaryota; Metazoa; Arthropoda; Insecta; Lepidoptera; Bombycidae. Gene Ontology annotation, biological process: GPI anchor metabolic process; endoplasmic reticulum to Golgi vesicle-mediated transport.
AUAAUAUGUUAUUUCUGAACUGUUGUGUUGUGUUUUGUGGUGACCAUUUCAAUAAAAUUAAAAUAACUAUUUCAAUUUAGUAAUACUCUGAAAAUAUGAAAGAAUUGACACUAAAAACUACAGAUGCAUAAAUAAAGAUAAAUUUAUCAUACAAUCCUUAAACAUCAAGCUUUCAAAAUGAAACUAAUGAAAUUAAUACGUUCAAGUAUUUUUCAAGGAUUGUCACUAUUAUUUCUUCUGGGAUAUCUUUUAGGAGUUUUAAAUUUGCAUUUCAGCGACAAAAAUAACUAUUGUUUCAUGACAUAUAUGUUUGAAUAUCCACAAUUUGUGCAUCUGUCUAUGCCAGAAAACAAAAUUUAUCCACAAUAUGCCUUAUUUGCAUAUAGUGAAGGCAGAUUCACAGAGAGAGCAAGAAAAAUGUGGUUUGACGGAGUACCAGUGUUAUUCAUACCAGGCAAUUCUGGUAGUCACAUGCAAGCAAGAUCACUGGCAUCUGUGGCCUUAAGAAAAGCCUUGUCUGGAGGAUAUGAUUACCAUUUUGAUUACUUUGCCAUAAGCUAUAAUGAGGAGCUCUCAGGCCUUUAUGGAGGAGUUCUACAAAGUCAAACAAGAUUUGCAGCUGCUUGUAUAGCAAAAAUAUUGGAUCUGUAUAAAGAAAAUAAUUAUAUUAAAUCUGUACCAACAUCUGUUAUUCUCAUUGGACAUUCAAUGGGAGGUCUUGUGGCCAAGCGUUUGUUGGUUCAUCCAAGUACAGUCAAUUCGACAAGUAUAGCAAUCACUUUAGCAGCUCCUUUAGAAGCCCCACUGAUUAACUUUGAUAUAGCUAUGAAUGAUUACUAUUUAAGUAUGAAUCAGGAAUGGGAAAAUUUCGUAAAAGGCAAUCAAUUGAUGACAGAUAAGAAGAUGCUUUUAAGUUUUGGAAAUGGACCAAGAGAUUUACUAAUGCCUUCAGGCUUAACAUUAUCAAACGACAGUGAUAUAAAUACAUUGACGACAGCUAUACCAGGCGUUUGGGUAUCACCGGAUCACGUCUGUAUUGUAUGGUGCAAGCAACUUGUUAUGGCAAUCAACAAAUACUUGUUUUCGAUAGUCAAUCCUGUGACGAAACAAAUAAGUUAUGAUAAACAGUUGCUAAUGUCGAGAGCCAAGCAGUAUUUUCAGGCGAAUCGUUCAAUGACAAUUAAUCCAGAAAUUCCUAAAGCCAAUGCGACAAUGACAGCGGAUGCAUUCUGGUACGAAGAUAACCGGAGGAUUUAUCAAGUGCAACGACCGGAAAUUGACAAAACAACAUAUCUAAUGAUAAGAUUAGUUAAAUUCCCGCAGAACAGAUUCGUAGCUGUUGAGGCUGUUAAUGUGUCUGAUAAAGAUUGGAUAUAUGGAUGUAAUGCGAAACAUACAUACAACACGCACAGAUAUUGUAAACACGCAGUAUCGUUAACAGAAUUAAGUCGUUGGUCCGGAGCUGCGACCGAAUUUCGAAAGAGGAAGUUAGCAACAGUGAACCUGCACAAUGUGAUGGAACAUUACCCGGAUUGGUCUCAUGUUGUCGUCAAGGUAUCGCCUACACGAAAACCCGUAACUAUGAACAUCGACAUCAACGAUUAUGCGUCCCGGCAGAUAUUCGUGGAUCUACCCACGUUUUUCGAAUUCGGAAAGAGGAUCGUGAAACCAGAAACCGAACGAGACAGUUUGUAUUACGAAUUGAUCUUGCGAGAUUUUAAUGCGAUACACGAAGCGUACCUCCUUUACGUUGAGCCGACUGCGAAUUGUAAAGCAAGCCGAUAUCACGUUUCGGCGGAGUUGCAUGUUCCGUGGGCGAAAAAUCACGAAUAUUAUCAUUAUUUUACGCAUUUGAAAAGGUCGCCUAUGAAGUUAAGGCUAUUUAAAACAAACCCUAAUUUAACACUUGGAUUGGAAACCACCGAGCACGCGAAAAUUACUUUGCUAUUGGAUCCUCAAUGUCAAUUUACUCUCAGUAUAUCGUCAUCGUGGUACAAUCGCCUCGCUCAGUUUACUCGAAAUUACGGUCCAGUACUUAUUCCGUAUGUAGCCGCCAUAGUGUUAUUAGCUGCCAGAAGUAUUAUUAUGAACUUUCAAGAAUCUGGAUCAUGCCUGACCAUUCAUGGAGCUUUAAUGAGCGAAGGGGUCAAACCCUAUUAUUGUCUCGUGUUUUCAAGAUUAGCAACUAAGAUUUUUUUGGCGAUUCCGCUGUUCUCAUUUAUGUUCGAAAGCGCAAGCUGGAGGGAUCUCGAAUUGCAGUAUUUUAUCAAAUCCCUGUUAGUGUUGCCAGCUUAUAUGACAGCAUUAGGGAUUGUCAAUAUUGUAGCUGCUGCUAUAAUGGGUGCAAUGGUAUUUUCAUCACAGAUAGCGCAUAGAUUACUGUUUAAAAUAGUAUGGCGAGGCGGCGGUAGCUUAGCAGAGAAAAUGGCCACCGGAUUGCACAAGCUCCCCAUGAUCGUGAGUGCAGCGCUAGUUUGCGCCGUUCCUUUAUCAUGCGGAGCAGCUUCAUUGGCUGCUGGUGCCGCUUUUUAUGCAUUUAUGCUCUCGAAAAUGUACGAAGAAUAUUUAGAAGAUUAUGUUUACAAAAUAAUGGCGAAGCUAGCUUCUAAAGUCUGUCGUAUGUUCAACUCGACAAGAAACAAACAUGAAAAAUCUGAAACCAAUUUGAUUUCAAAAGCUUUAUCGGAUGCAAAGGAAAGUAAUCUCAGAUCUAAAGAAAUUGACGAAAUUGAAGAUAAUGAUAAGGAUUCAACGAACAAUGUAGGACAAGACGGUUCUUCAAACACAGACUGUGCGAAUAAAGAAAGCGAACGAAAGCCCAAAGAAGAUAGUAUUAAGGGUGAAAGCAAAGAAGACUUGGACGAGGAUUUUAAUAGCAUUAACUUCCACAUGAUGUUGUUUUUCAUGUGGAUCACAGUGACUCUAGUCAAUGUUCCAGCAUUAUUAACAUGGGCGCGAAAUUUUAAGUAUUCCAUGGUACUAAAACCAGAUACGUCAUAUCACACUGGUCUAGUCAUGUCAGUUUGUUCCAGUUGUAUCUGGCAAAUCAAUGGUCCCAGAAGAAAUUUGAAGCAUUAUGAAGCGGUUUCAUCUUUACUAUUUACAAUGGCUAUAUUUAUAUUAGCUUUGGGACCCCUAUCACUCACAAUAGUCAACUAUGGAAUCACUUUUACAUUUGUCGUUAUUACAUUACAACAAGUAUGUGAUAAGGAAGAUGUUCAAAGCUCUACCACUGAAGGUAUAAAUGAAUCCAAGAACGAUAAUGAUGAAAAACCCAAAGAAAACCAAAACGAGGAAAAAGAAGAAGCUGAUAAUAUUCAAAUGAAUGAUUGUGAUCCAUGCAAUGAGAACAGAAUAUUUGAUGCUUUUAAGAAUCUUCAAGAUAAAUUUGAUUUAACUACAAUGGAUAAUUUGUAACAACUUGUGUACUUGUUUUGUUUUUGAAAUAUUUAUAUAAAGAGUAUUUGUAGGAUUGUAAUAAUGAUAAACAUUGAGCAACAAUGAAUGCCAUAAUUUGUCACAAAUAGGAAACAAGUAAAAUUUUUGUUGAAAUGUUUGCAUAAGGAAUAUAUGUGAUUUAAACAGAAAA